Messenger RNA from Episyrphus balteatus (marmalade hoverfly), 6063 nucleotides. It is a transcript of the gene woc, whose product is annotated as zinc finger MYM-type protein 4. The transcript is spliced from 10 exons. The coding region runs from base 447 to 5648 and encodes 1733 amino acids. The record is from RefSeq and is a predicted model, not a curated record. Lineage: Eukaryota; Metazoa; Arthropoda; Insecta; Diptera; Syrphidae. Gene Ontology annotation, molecular function: zinc ion binding.
AUUUGUUUUUGGCGUUUCCAUCGAUGCCGAUAGCUUUUAUUAAUUUUACCCUCGUAAAAAAUCACAAAAAAUUAACAAAAUUACAAUCAAUAUUUUAUUUAGUGAAUGUUUAAGAGCUAUAAAUACAAUUUGCAAGAAUAUUUUAACAUUUUACAAGUGAAAAGUGCUUUUGAAAAAUUAUUUUGACGCAUUCGAGUGUGUUGCGUGCUCUUUUUUUUUUUUUAGUUGAGUUAUAUACGAGGUUUUGUUGCAACGACUGUGACUGUAGUUUUUCCUUAUUUUAACAAAUUUCCUAGUCUAUAGUGUGUUUGCACGAACAAAUUUAUUAAAUUAUCAAGAAAAGUAUAAUUUAUUGGAUGGCAAUUUUAUUGGAAAAUUGUUUAAAAUAUAAAUCAAAUAUAAAAUAAGUUAAUGCUUGAAGAAAAUAAAUCAAUCAAUAACAGAAUAUGGAAGAAGUAUCACAAUCUGAAACUAGUUUAACUGGUUCGUUUGAAGAAGAAAAACAACCAGUUGAACAGGAGGAAGAGACUCCUGCUGCGGAAGCACCAAAAAGUCCUGCUGCCGAUAAGGAAGAAGUUCAUAGCUCAAAAAAUGAUGAUGAAGAAGAAGAAGAAAAAGAGAAAGAUGAAUCUCCAGCAGUUGCUUCUGAAGAUAAAGAAGGUGAUGAUGAUGAAAAACAAGAAAGCAACGAAGAAAAACAAGAUAACAGUGAUGAAAAAGAACUUGUAAACGAUGAUGAUGAAGUAAGUCAGGAAGAAGAUCCAAAAGAAAAGGAUUUGGAAGACAAACCAAGUGAAGAAGCAGCUGAACAAGAAGAAUCACCCACACCUGGGAGUCAAGAAGAAGAGCCAGCUUCGGAAGAAGCAACACCUGCGGAAGAAAGUGAUUUAAAUACUUCAAAAGGUGAUGAUGAAGAAAAGUCUAGAGAAGGUGAAGGAGGAGAUAACGAUGAAACAACUUUCGAAGAAGUGGAUGCCAAUGUUUCGGCGGAAAGGGAUGCAGACGAAUCUGAUAUGUUAGGAGAAUCCGACAUGACACGCCCGGAAAAAGAAACCGAAAAAGAUGGCCUACAUGAUGAUGAUGCGACUCCAAUGGAAGUGGAUAGUUUGAGUAAUGAUGAUGUUGAAAUGGGAUCAGUUGAGAAUGCCCAAACACCAGGUGAUGACGAUAAAGAGAAAGAAGCCGAUGAUGACGACGAAGACCAGGAACAAGAACAAGAAAAGGAAUCACCAACAAAUCCAAGUGAAUCUCCAACAAAAGAAGUCGAAGAUGAGAGAAUGGAAGAGGAUGCUGAAGAAAAUCCGGAAACAACUAGUACCACCCCAGAAGCAGGAGAAGAUGUAGUUGACGAAGGCAAAGAUGAUGAUAAAGAAGCAGAUGAUAUAACUGAUCAGACAAAUGAUGAAGAAAUACAAGAAGAAGAAGGAGAAGAUGUCGCAGAAAAAUCGACUACGGAUAAGGAAGUGCAUGAGGAGGAGGAUGAUGGUGAAGAAGAAAAUAAGGAAGAUGAAGAAAAAGAUGCUGAUGACGAUGAAGCUACUCCAGAAAAUGAUACUGAAAUGGCAGAAGACGAACCUACAAACGAUUUGCAUGCGGAGACUAGUACAACGAGAGAAGAUGAAGUUGAUCCUGACGGCUCACACGUGGAAAAUGUCCAGGAACCUGAAGAAUCAGAUGUUUGUCUUAUACCCGAUACUGAAAAUGAAGUAACCGAUGCUGAAAAGGAACAAGCCAUACAAGCUCGGGAAACUGCCGAUAAAGAAAAUGAAGCUGCAGAGGCUGAAAAGGCAGCUGCUGAAAAAGAAGCCGAAGCUGAAGCAUCUUCUGCUGAAAAACCAUCAGAAUCAACACCAGAAGAAACCCCACAAGAACAAGAACAGGAACAAGAACCGCUGCUGGAAGAAAUGCAGCCACCUGGACCGAUGGAAGGUGUAGGAACAGUCCAAAAAAUCAUCAUAUUCUUGGCUGUCUCAUUGCCAAAAACCUGUGCCCACUGUAAUGAGGAGAAAGUGUGUGGCUAUCGCUACAAAGAUGUCGAAAGUGGCUCAACUCAAUACCUUUGCAAAACAGGUUGCAUUGAUGCACUUAUGCUAGCCCAUCCAGGAAGAUAUUUCAUUCGCCGCAAGAAAUUCUUAGUCGAAGAAGUUCCCGAAUCGGAAAAUACAACCGAACACGAAUGCCUUCAGUGCAAGAAAAACAUAUCCAAGAACAAGUAUUUUUUCAAACAAGAAGAUCAAACAUUUUAUAUUUGCUCGGAGGAUUGCUACAAGACCAUAAGCUCGGAUGAGCCGGAAAAAUUCAAUCUCAAACGAGAUUCUAUUCGAGUGCGUAACAUCGGUCACACAACAAUAUCAUCCAAAGGAUCUAGCUCUGAUUCACGAAUUGUAUCACGAUCUGCUCAGGAAGCAGAAUCAGCUAAAAUGGAACGCAAUAAGAGUUUCCUUCGUCUUUGUACUGAUUGCAAAACUGAAAUACAAGUGCGUCCAAAUGGCAAUGGUAAAAAUUUGAUCUGGCAAACAAUGGACUUUUGCGAUGAGCAGUGUUUGGGAAAAUACCAACGACGCAUUGGUUCGCGCUGUCAAACAUGUAGCGGCGAAGUGCCACACCAGAGUUUGGGUAAAUACUGCGUUCGCUUUGGCUUCGAAGUGCGUCAGUUUUGCUGUGCGGCUUGCUUAAACAACUUCAAGAAAGGUCUCAAAACUUGUUCGUGUUGUCAGAAGGAUAUAUCUGGUAGUGGUGAAGGUUUCUUGGCUCCCGUUGGAGACAAAGAGCAAUUUAAAGACUUUUGUAGUCAAACCUGUAUGCGUCGAUACGAUUCUAUGGUAAAUGCCAAGAAGAAACAACGCACCGAUCGCUGUGGAGUGUGCAAUUUUGAGAAAAUAAUGCGCGUUGAAAUGACCAUCGAUGGCAAUGAACACAACUUCUGUUCGAAUCCUUGCUUUUCAGCAUUUAAGUUUGUCAGUAAUAUUGUCCCAGAUCAAUGUGGCAUGUGUAGUAAGUACUUUGAACGCAAAUCAGCUGAUUGCUUCACCAUCUAUGGAGAGAAGCAGCGACCUAAGGUCUUCUGCUCGCGUAUUUGUUUCAAUGUCUACAUCAUAGUUAAUCGCCAGAUAACUUCAUGCCAGUGGUGUAAGGUAAAGAAAUACGACUUUGACAUGAUUAUGAAAUCGAAUGAUACACCGAAUCCUUUAAUGAUGUGCUCCCUGAAUUGCUUGACUCUUUAUGGGGUGUCGGUAAAUGCAUUCAGUCGUGCUGCUGUUAAGUGUGACAAUUGUCAUAGUUGCACAACACCACAAUAUCAUUUGACAAUGUCGGACGGGUCGAUGAGGAACUUUUGUACUUACCAGUGUGUGAUGCAGUUUCAGAGUCAGUUCGCCCGUGUCCCGUUAACUUUAGAUUCAGAGGCAGUAGCCACAGCUACUCAUCAUGUUAGCCCCAAACCUAAAGCUUCGUCUGCGGCGGCACCAUUUCCAACUGGUCUGCCAAAAAGAGUCAAGUUAAAUGCGUCUCAAACAAAAGCAGCAACGACCGGAACAUCACCGCCCAAAAAUCAACUACCUGUUAUGCCGGUGAUAUCGAAUGUUGCCUCCUUGGCCUCAGGACAGAGUGAAAGAGUGUCGAAUGCUUCAUCGACUGUAAGACGCGGAGCUUCGCGUGGUCGUGGUCGUGGCAGGAAAGUCGUCCUCAAUGAACGCCCUCAACCAACACCCAGUCCUCCGCCAGCAUCGCCGCCACCUGCACCGGCGCCAUCAACAAGAGCUCGUACAACUACAUCUCCAGUACCAGCAGCUUCAUCAUCGAGUGGCAGCAAAAGUUCGCGCGGCGGAAGAACAGCCACCCGAUCAGCAGGCACGCACACUCCUUCUGAGCCUGUCCGUCCACCAUCUCCCAUAAUCCAAAAAGAAGUGGAAACGAAAAUUGUGACAGUGCCACCAUAUCCUCCUCUGGUGCGUAAUGUACAGACCAGUUGUCAACCGAAAACCGAGGAUGCUUCAAUUGACUGCCGACCUGAAACGGCAGAAAUCGGAAUACAAACUGAUGAAGACUACAGUACGAGGGUUCUCAUUCCUGUCCCAGUUCCGAUAUUUGUUCCACAGCCGAUGUAUAUGUAUUCGGCGCCAUUUCCAAUGCCUAUUCCAAUUCCUCUGCCAAUUCCGGUGCCGAUUUUCAUCCCAACUACACGAAAUUCAGCCACUGGUAUUAUGAAAGAAAUGAAAAAGAUUCAAGACAAAAUGCCUGCUGAUCCAUUCGAGGCAGAGCUGCUUAUGAUGGCUGAAAUGGUGGCCGAUGAGAAGAAUGAAUCAGAUUCUGAUUCAGAGGAGGACAUGAAGCCCGAACCACGAAUGAUUGAAGUUCAAUACCAGACACCAUCGGCAUCAGUUGGACAGUCAAAUAAUGUUGUAGUGAAUAUGGAGGCACAAAAUAAUUCAUCAUUUGGUGAGGAUGUUCUACAGAUGGCACUGAAAAUGGCCAGCGGUGAGUACGAAGAACCCGGUGUUGAUCUGGAAUCAGCAAUGACGACAAAUACAAUAACUAAUCCACCACCGGGUAUGAUACAUCCAUCGCAAGUGCACGAGGAUUCUGGAAUGCAAAUGGGUCAUCAUAUGAUGAUGGAACAAACACAAAGAGGUGGACGUGGCCGCAAACGAGGAUCAGUUGUUUCUCCCAUAACACCACGCAAUAAUCGAUCACCAAUUAAACGACAACGUUUGUCUGUCGAUAGCACACCGCCACAACAACCGGUGAUGCCAGUAGAGAAACCUGACGCAAAUAUGUGUCUGAAAUUCACAUUCGGUGUGAAUGCCUGGAAGCAAUGGGUAAUGACUAAAAACGCUGACAUCGAAAAGAGUUCUAUUAGGCGGCGUCUCUUCAAAACCGAACUACUACAAAUGACAGCCGAUGAGUUGAACUAUUCGCUGUGUUUGUUUGUCAAAGAAGUACGAAAGCCAAAUGGCACAGAAUAUGCACCCGAUACAAUUUAUUACUUAGUCUUAGGUAUCCAGCAAUAUCUUUAUGAAAAUGGUAGAAUAGAUAACAUAUUCACUGAUCCUUAUUAUGAACGUUUCACUGAUUGUUUGGACGAAGUGGCACGCAAGUUCUCGGUGCUAUACAAUGAUUCACAAUAUAUUGUAACCCGUGUGGAAGAAGAACAUCUGUGGGAAUGUAAACAAUUAGGCGCUCACUCACCCCACGUGCUGCUGAGUACUUUAAUGUUUUUCAAUACAAAACAUUUCAAUUUGACGAACGUCGAAGAACACAUGCAAUUAUCAUUCUCACACAUAAUGAAACAUUGGAAACGUUCUGCACAAAAUACCAAAUCACCCGGUACAAGAAAUGUGCUUUUACGAUUUUAUCCACCACAAGCUGGGCUUGAUGCAAAUCCUCGAAAAAAGAAAGUUUAUGAACAACAAGAAAAUGAAGAGAAUCCCCUUAGAUGUCCUGUUAGAUUAUAUGAAUUCUACUUGUCUAAAUGUCCCGAGAGUGUGAAGACUCGCAAUGAUGUCUUCUAUCUACAACCAGAACGAUCAUGCGUACCCGACUCGCCUGUUUGGUAUUCAACGCAGGCUCUGAGCGAAGAUAAUCUACAGAAAAUGUUGCACCGAGUGAAAAUGGUCAAGGAAAUAAACAUUGCGCUAUUGACUAGUUAAUUUAAAUGUCUAAAUGACUGAAUCCGAAAAACAUAAUAAAUAUUAUGUGCAAGACAAGGGGGAGGGGCAAACUACUAGAGCCAUGCUGCGAACUGUGAGCUAGACUGUAAAAAAAUCUUGCAUUAAUUAAUUCUUCCUCACACUGCGGGUGUUUAAAAAACAAAACAAUUAAAAAAUAAAGUAUAAUUUAAAACACACAAUUUAUUUUCCUUGUCUUAUAAAAAUAUGUGAAUACAAAAUAAAAACUAUAAAACAAAAUAAAAUUAUGCAAAGGGAAAAAACCAUAAACAAAAAAAAAAAACAUAUAUAAAACAACUUCAAAUCAAUAAAAAUUGUAUUUAAUGUUGUUGAUAUAUUUUUCCAAAAUAAUUAAAUUUUCUUAAAAAUAAGGUGCGUGGCACAAAAUAAAUAUUUC